AUGCUGGUGGUGCCGGGCGGCCGGUGGCUCACCGGGCCCUUCAACCUCGCCGACCACUUCACCCUCUUCCUCGACCACGACGCCGUCAUCCUCGCCACUCAGGAUAUCAACAAGUGGCCGAUCAUUGACCCUUUACCCUCCUACGGUAGAGGAAGAGAUGCGGCUGGGGGUAGAUACAGUAAUCUCAUCAUGGGAUAUAACCUAACCGAUGUGGUCAUAACAGGGAAUAAUGGAACUAUCGAUGGACAAGGUGAAACCUGGUGGAAAAUGUUCCGUAACAAAGAACUCAAUUACACUCGUGGAUACCUCAUUGAAUUGAUGUACUGCAAACAAGUGCUGAUUUCCAACAUUACAUUGGUUAACUCUCCAUCGUGGAAUGUCCAUCCAGUGUACAGCAGCCACGUAAUCGUCUCAGGCAUCACAAUUCUUGCACCGGUCAACUCUCCCAACACUGAUGGGAUCGAUCCAGACUCAUCCUCCAAUGUCCGCAUUGAGGACUGCUACAUAGUCUCAGGCGAUGACUGCAUCGCCAUUAAAAGCGGUUGGGAUGAGUACGGGAUUGCAUUCAACAUGUCAAGCAAACACAUAGUGAUCAGACGGCUCACCUGCAUCUCCCCCACGAGCGCUGUCAUCGCCCUGGGAAGCGAGAUGUCGGGAGGAAUCCAAGAUGUCCGGGCCGAAGACAUCACGGCCAUCCACUCCGAAUCCGGCGUCAGGAUCAAGACGACCAUCGGAAGGGGAGCUUACGUGAAGGACAUAUUCGUGAGAAGAAUGAAUCUGCACACGAUGAAGUGGGUCUUCUGGAUGACGGGCACCUACGGGCAGCACCCGGACGACAAAUUUGAUCCGAAAGCCAUUCCGGUGGUGCAGAAUAUCAGUUACAGCAACGUGGUGGCCGAGAACGUGACCAUGGCCGCGAAGCUGGAGGGGAUUCCCGGCGCGCCCUUCACCGGAAUAUGCAUCUACAAUGUGACGGCGGAGGUGGUGAAGUCGAAGAAGCCGAUUUGGAACUGCACCGACGUGGAGGGCGUAUCGAGUCACGUGACGCCCACUCCCUGUGCGCAGAUUCCGGAAUAUCCAGAUCGUAUAACGCAUUGCCCCUUCCCUGAAGAUGAUCUACCUGUGAAUGGUGUUGGGCUAGAGGAGUGUGCUUAUCAGAGAGCCAAACCAUGA
Messenger RNA from Musa acuminata AAA Group (dessert banana), 1173 nucleotides. RefSeq names its product probable polygalacturonase. Gene Ontology annotation, biological process: carbohydrate metabolic process. Gene Ontology annotation, molecular function: polygalacturonase activity. NCBI's taxonomy places the organism in Eukaryota, Viridiplantae, Streptophyta, Magnoliopsida, Zingiberales, Musaceae. The record is from RefSeq and is a predicted model, not a curated record. The transcript has 5 exons. The coding region runs from base 1 to 1173 and encodes 390 amino acids.